AUGAAACACUUCCUUUCGGUAGUUUUAUUCGGGACCGCAGUGGUCGCCCUGGUCAGGGCGACCGGCAGCGAUGGUGAGAUCUCCUUCGAGUACCACCGUUAUGAGGAGCUGCGGAAAGCGCUGGUGUCGGUGUGGCUGCAGUGUCCGACCAUCACCCGCAUCUACACCAUUGGGGAGAGUUUCGAAGGCCGCGAGCUGCUGGUGCUGGAGAUGUCCGACAAUCCGGGGACGCACGAGGCUGGUGAACCUGAGUUUAAAUACAUCGCCAACAUGCAUGGCAACGAGGCGGUGGGCAGAGAGCUGCUCAUUUACCUGGCUCAGUACCUAUGCAACCAAUACCAGCAAGGCAACGAGACCAUCAUCGAUCUCAUCCACAACACCCGCAUCCAUCUCAUGCCCUCUAUGAACCCAGACGGUUUUGAGAAGGCCGCCUCACAGCCUGGAGAGAUUAAGGACUGGUUUGUGGGCCGCAGUAAUGCGCAGGGGGUGGAUCUGAACCGUAACUUCCCUGAUCUGGACCGCAUCAUCUACAUCAACGAGCGGGAGGGUGGAGCCAACAACCACCUGCUGCAGAACAUGAAGAAGGCUGUGGAUGAAAACACCAAGCUAGCUCCAGAGACCAAGGCUGUGAUCCACUGGAUCAUGGAUAUCCCCUUUGUCCUCUCAGCUAACCUGCAUGGAGGAGAUGUUGUGGCCAACUAUCCUUAUGAUGAAACCCGCACUGGAUCCACCCAUGAGUACAGCGCAAGUCCAGAUGAUGUGAUGUUCAAGUCUCUGGCUAGAGCCUACUCCAUGUAUAACCCGGUCAUGUCCGAUCCUCACCGACCCCCAUGCCGCAAGAACGACGAUGACUCCAGCUUCAAAGAUGGCAUCACUAACGGCGGGGCCUGGUACAGUGUGCCCGGAGGAAUGCAGGAUUUCAACUAUCUCAGCAGCAACUGCUUCGAGAUCACUCUGGAGCUCAGCUGCGACAAGUUCCCCAACGAGGACAUGCUUAAGACCUACUGGGAGCAGAACCGUGAUUCGCUCGUCAAUUACAUCGAGCAGGUUCAUCGUGGCGUUAAGGGCUUUGUCCGUGACCUUCAGGGCAACCCGAUUUCCAAUGCCACCGUCUCUGUGGAGGGUAUUGACCAUGAUAUCACCACAGCCAAAGAUGGAGACUACUGGCGCCUACUGGCUCCAGGAAACUAUAAAGUGGCAGCCUCUGCACCUGGAUACCUGACUGUCAUCAAGAAGGUGGCUGUUCCCUACAGCCCUGCAACCAGGGUGGAUUUUGAGCUGGAGUCCCUGAUGGAGAGGAAGGAGGAGGAGCGGGAGGAGCUGAUGGACUGGUGGAAGAUGAUGUCAGAGACACUGAACUUCUAAAGCGUUUGUCUUGCUGAUGAUCGGAGCAUCCCCACAUCGAUGUAAUAUAUUCAACAUUCUGUGUGCCCGUCCACUCUAAAAAAAGAAAAUAUUGUCUUUUUUUUUUUUGGUUGUGUUCUCUUUCCAUUCUUACUUUAAUUAAUUUUGUUGUUUAUUAAUGUAACAGUUUGCCUCACACUCCUGUAGAUUGUUUGAAUAUCCAGGGAAAGACGAAGGAGGAAUUUGCAGGUAGUUUGCUGGCAGUGAGAUUGGUGUUGACUUCCGUGGUACUGUGUUCUUUAUCGUACAUGUGAUUGGUAACCAUGGCACUCACCUAUAUAUCCAAUGAACGACUGACUGAGUAAUAAUGUAUGUAAAAGAGCUGUUUACAUGAUUACCACAAGGCUCUGUCUAUAAAUAUUCUUUUUUCCCCCUUGUUUUAAAUGUCUCUGUUUCUCCAGGCUUUAGUACAAAUGCAUAUACAACACUACUCCACACGAACCCUUUCAAGUCUGAGUAACUGUAAACACGCACUCUGAUACCUACUCAUACUGUUUCCUGUAAAAUAAAAGAUAUCGCACUAUUGUUCUGAGAUAAUCAGGGACAUUAAAAACACUGUAAAAUCACUGUAAACAUCAUAUUGUAAACAGUCUAUACAGUCAAGCUCAUUUCCACAUAUGUUAUUGAUGUUAAGAUUUUUUAAACUUCAGCACAGCUUUGAUUCUAGCACAAGAUUAAUGGUUAUAAUAUAUACUGUAUGAGCUAGGUAUAGCGAGAAUGUUUUUUUCUUUUUUUGUAACUAAAAGAUUAUGAAAAACCACAGAUAUAACACUAAUAAAUCAUUCAACCUAAAGCCAUUCCUUUGUAUGUGCACUACACAGGAAAUACUGAAUGAAAUAAGGAACUCUGGGAGGAGUCUCUUCACUGUAACGUGAAUCUUCAGAUUGUACGCCAAAGUUAGCAAACUAUAUGAAUGCAGUUCAUCUCGUUUAAGACCCCAGAAAGCAUUUAUUGAAUGUAUGGCUAUGGAAAUCAUUAAAAAUGUAAAGAAUAAACAAAUCAAUAAAACUCCCCUCUUUAUGUUGUCA
This is a messenger RNA of Archocentrus centrarchus (flier cichlid), 2432 nucleotides long. RefSeq names its product carboxypeptidase E (gene cpe). Lineage: Eukaryota; Metazoa; Chordata; Actinopteri; Cichliformes; Cichlidae. Gene Ontology annotation, biological process: peptide metabolic process; protein processing. The coding region runs from base 1 to 1365 and encodes 454 amino acids. Gene Ontology annotation, molecular function: zinc ion binding; metallocarboxypeptidase activity. The transcript has 9 exons. The record is from RefSeq and is a predicted model, not a curated record.